Molecule: messenger RNA, 3567 nt
Organism: Hevea brasiliensis (rubber tree)
Lineage: Eukaryota; Viridiplantae; Streptophyta; Magnoliopsida; Malpighiales; Euphorbiaceae
Product: homeobox-leucine zipper protein ANTHOCYANINLESS 2
Exons: 9
Coding region: 702-3161 (819 amino acids)
Biological process (GO): regulation of DNA-templated transcription
Molecular function (GO): DNA-binding transcription factor activity, RNA polymerase II-specific; lipid binding; DNA binding
Source: RefSeq, a predicted model, not a curated record
UGGGUCUUUUUGCCCCUGAUUUGGUUGGGUUCUGAUACUAUUUUACUAGUACUUUGAAAAGUCUUUACACAUGGUGUGAAUAUGAGGGAUAAGGUUUCAACUUUUUGCGGUUUGGCUUUUGCGAUCUUCUUUUCAGUGUCAUCCUUUUGAAACCUUUACGUUUUUUGGUGCCUUUUUCAAUACUGACAAGCAGUUGGUCAAGCACUCUAUGCUCGAGAAGCUGGUGAAAAUUAGGGUUUUAUUUACUUAUUUUUUCUCUUUUUCUACCGUUUGGCGGUCUAUCAAUCAUGGUGUUUCAUAAAUUUUCCCUUUGAUAGAUUUUGUAUUGUAGAGAGGGAAAGAAAGGUGUGAACUGUGGACGGUGGAUCAGAGAGAAAACUGUUCUUCUAUUUCUUCUAUGCCCUUUUUCUUCUAGGGAGGGAGUGCAAAGUCAUGCAUGGAGCGUUGACAAUGAAACUGCUUUUUCUCUCUUUCUGAUGAAAAUGCUGUUGUAAUGACCUUGAUUCAACGCUGGAGGUGGCUGAAGCUUUUAAGGUCAAUAGUUGAUGGACAAGAAACAGGAACAAAAUCCAAGCAUAUCCUUGCAAAACUGAUAGCCACCUUUCCGAUGAACCAAAAGUCAGGGAGAUUAUAUUCAUAAAAUAGAAUAGAGAGAUAAAAGAGAGAAUAGAAAAGGGUGUUCUUUUUGUUUUCCCAUUUGGAUGAGUUUUCAGGGUUUGAUGAUCAGUGGCUGUAGUAGUAGUGUUAAUAGUGGCGGUGGUGGGGGUUCAAAGAUUGUGGCUGAUAUUGUUACACGCAGCAAUACCAUGCAUAGUGGUGGCAUUGCUCAUCAGCCACCAGUCCUAACUCCAUCUAUUCCCAAAUCACCCGCCCUCUUCCUGUCUCUUAAAGGCAAGAUGGAUAGUCACGGUGACAUGGGUCUACUUGGGGAACAUUUUGAUCCUAGUGUAAUGGGGAGGAUCAAGGAGGAUGGUUAUGAGAGCAGGUCUGGCAGUGAUAAUCUGGAAGGUGCCUCUGGGGAUGAUCAGGAAGCUGGAGAGGAUCAACGGGCCCGGAAAAAGAAAUACCAUAGGCAUACUCCUCAUCAAAUACAAGAGCUUGAAAUUUUCUUUAAGGAGUGUCCUCAUCCUGACGAAAAACAAAGGAUGGAGCUUAGCAGGAGGCUUGGCUUGGAAAGCAAGCAAAUCAAGUUUUGGUUCCAGAAUAGGCGAACCCAAAUGAAGACCCAAUUGGAACGACAUGAGAAUAUCAUCCUUAGACAAGAAAAUGAUAAGCUCCGAGCUGAGAAUGAGUUAUUGAAGCAGAAUAUGGCAGACCCAAUUUGCAACAGCUGCGGUGGCCCUGUGGUUCCUGGUCCGGUAUCUUAUGAGCAACAGCAAUUAAGGAUUGAAAAUGCUCGACUCAAGGAUGAAUUAGGUCGUGUUUGUGCUUUGGCCAAUAAGUUCUUAGGUAGGCCGCUAUCUUCGUCGGCUAGUCCUAUCCCUCCUUUUGGCUCAAAUUCCAAGUUGGAUCUGUCAGUUGGGAUAAAUGGGUAUGAUUAUGAAGGUUUAGGCAACAUAGAGACGACAUUGCCAAUUGGACUUGAUUAUAAUGAUGGGAUUACAAUACCAUUAAUGAAGCCAAUGACUAGUCCUAUGGUCAAUGAAGUUCCUUAUGAUAGAUCUAUGUUUAUAGAGCUUGCAUUGGCAGCUAUGGAUGAAUUGAUUAAAAUAGCUCAGAUUGAUAGUCCUCUUUGGAUCAAAAGCUUGGAUGGAGGGAAGGAUGCCCUGAACUAUGAGGAGUAUAUGAGGAUGUUUUCCCCUUGUAUCGGUGUGAAACCCAGCAGCUUUGUUACCGAAGCUACAAGAGAGACUGGUACAGUAGUCAUCAGCAGCUUGGCUCUCGUUGAGACUUUAAUGGAUGUGAAUCGGUGGGUAGAAGCAUUUCCGGGUCUGAUUGCUAGAGCCUCUACAGUUGAUGUAAUUUCGAGUGGCAUGGCUGGAACUAAGAAUGGUGCUUUGCAAGUGAUGCACGCAGAGUUUCAAGUGGUUUCACCUUUUGUCCCUGUGCGUCAAGUGAGGUUCCUUCGGUUCUGCAAGCAGCAUGCAGAGGGCGUCUGGGCUGUGGUUGAUAUUUCUAUUGAUGCAAACCAAGGAAGUUUAAAUUCACAACCAUUUGUUGUUUGCAGGAGACUUCCUUCAGGCUGUAUUAUACAAGAUAUGCCCAAUGGUUGCUCCAAGGUUACCUGGGUGGAACACUCAGAGUAUGAUGAGAGUGCAGUUCAUCAACUCUAUCACUCAGUACUUAGUUCUGGAAGGGGCUUUGGUGCUCAGAGGUGGGUUGCCACCCUAAAGCGGUACUGUGAGUGUGUGAUGAUCCUUACGUCGCCAACCAUUUCUGGUGAUGAUCAGACAGUGAUAAAUAUAAGUGGUAAGAAAAGCAUGGUAAAGCUAGCACAGCGCAUGGUGGAUAACUUCUGUUCUGGAGUCUGCGCUUCAUCUCUACGCAAGUGGGAUAAGCUUCUAGUUGGAAAUGUGGGUGAAGAUAUGAGGAUUUUGACCCGAAAGAAUAUUAAUGACCCUGGCGAACCACCUGGUAUCGUGCUGAGUGCUGCAACUUCUGUUUGGUUGCCAGUUAUGCGGCAGAGAUUAUUUGACUUCUUGCGUGAUGAACAGCUGAGGAGCGAGUGGGACAUUUUAUCACAUGGUGGGAUGAUGCAGGAAAUGGUCCACAUUUCAAAGGGUCACAGCGGUGGGAAUUGUGUUUCUCUCCUGCGUUCAAGUGCUGUUAGCCCAAAUGCAAAUGAAAACAGCAUGCUAAUAUUGCAAGAAACAUGGAAUGAUGCCUCAAGCUCUCUUGUAGUGUAUGCACCUGUUGACAUACCGUCAAUGAGUGUGGUGAUGAAUGGUGGGGAUUCUACCUAUGUGGCUCUCUUGCCAUCAGGAUUUGUGAUUCAUCCAUAUGAUUCAAUCGGUCAAGGGGGCCCAAAUUUCUGCAAAGGGACUUUGGUAAAAAGAAAUGGUGAUGGGGGUGAUGGAGAAGGAUCUCUACUUACAGUUGGAUUCCAAAUUUUGGUGAAUAACCUUCCUACAGCAAAGCUCACAGUGGAGUCAGUAGAGACGGUGAAUAAUCUGAUCUCAUGCACAAUUCAGAGGAUCAAAACAGUGCUUCAACUAACAUAGCCUCAAAGGGAAAUGAAAUUAUUCUUGCUACUUAGCUAAGUUAACUUUUUUUGGGUUUUAGUUUUUGAACACAUAUUAUGAGGAAAAUAUAGCAGAUAGAAUUGGAAAUCAAAGGGGGUUAGGGAUGAAAAAAGGGGUUUCGAGUCAAGAACGAACCGCAAGUGGACAAACAGACUGUGGGCGGCUAAUUUGAAACAGGUGGCGGGUUAGUGGUUCGGGUAUUGACUUAGUCGGACCCGCGAGGCGCUUAGCUCACUCCCACUUGGCAAAAAUCUUUUGUUUCAUCUUACACAGAAAAACAAGGAGGAAUAGACAAUCUUCCUUUUACGUUAACUGUUGGGAAUUUUAGGUUGUCAUUUUGACUAAUAUUUUGGUUGGAAUGUUUCUUCUGGCUCUUUUUGGAUUU